GCUAUUUGAUUGGAAUGGGAUGGAUUGGAUUGGUUCUUGCGCGUUCGAUUCCGCUGUGUUUUCUAGAUUGUGCGGUAAAAACAAUGGAUCUUUUGGACUUCAUGUUCCUGAAACCAAUUCGAGCUUCUGCUCUUAGUUUCCAGUUCGAAAUCUCAAAUCAGAUUCUCUGCAGAGUGUUGUCUUCAUACGCGUUCCUCGCGUGCUGUUCGAUCCUUGUCGCCCAAUGUUUUAGUUGUUACAGGCUGCGAGUGUUCAUAGUUUUGAUGGAUUCUUGUCGUUGCAUUUAAGUUUGGUUUUCUAGCUGGAAAUCCCCGUCGAGGAAUCCGGACUGAAGGUAAGUCUAGUAGGUAGGUGUUACAUGUUGUUUGUUUGCCAAAACUAAUCCCCUUUCUUGGAAACGUAGUUCGUCCGUGUUCCUUUCUCUCGUUGAAAAUCCUGCGUGAUACCAUGGCCCAAGUUGGAUCUCUUUUAUGAAUGCAUUACUGUGAUGUUUCCUACUUUCCUUGGAUCAUGGAUGAAUUGAUUGGUUCAUCCUGCCAGCCAUGUAAAAUUUCUUUUUGACUUGUUUUAAAGGUGUCUAAUUUGGUAGUUUCUACGUUGAAACUUCCACUAUUCUGAAUCCGUGUUAUUAGCCCUCAAAUCUUUUUCUCUGAAUUGGAGUUGACUUCUCUGUUGAGUCCGUCUUUUUUACUGUAUAUGGAUGCAGCUGAUCGAGCUUUUUGUUGUUUAUUAGAUCUCGUGUGAUCCUUCCAGCUUGAAUUUCUCUCUAGUUUUUGUAUCAUGUGGGAUUUAUCUGCUAUAUCAAACUUUUCAGUUGUUGGUCGCAAUCAGAAGGUGAUAUUACACCACGGACUAAAUUUAGGAAUGUGUUAGGUGACAGAACAACGGAGGAAACUAUUUUUUUUUCAGAAGAAUGUGGAGGCAACCCUUUUUCGAUUUGGUUGGCUUGUUUUGUUGCGCCAUGAAUCGCUGCAUCAGGAUGACUUAUUUUCUCCAAUUAGAUCUUGCAUCCUCUCUAGCCAAGAGCGCCAGAUGUCUGACUACGUUGAAAAUCUUGUUUCUUCCAAUGAUUCUGACAGAGAAACAGUAGUGCUUGGUGUGAUCUAUUGGCACUCUCAUGGUUAAACUCUAGCAUUCUCCCUUGUAUCCCUGGCCUUCUUUUAAUUCUGUGUCUUUUGUCUUCAUUCAGAUGUCUGCACAAUACCGUGUUGUUUGUUACUUGGUAGUUGGUGCUUGCAUCCAUUGGAAUGCCUCCUGGGUAGAAUCAUGAAGCUAAAAAAUAGUGCAGUGGAGACUUUUAAGGAGAACAAUAUGAUUUUCACUUCUGAAGGAAAUUUCCACUCUAAAAAAAUGCGAGAAGACUAUGUUGCUAGUCCAAACCAAGCAGAUGUUCAGACAAGAUGCAAAUGGAUAAUUGGAGAUGUAACGGAGGUCUUGGAUCGCAACACAUGGAAGCUUGGAAAGAUCUUAAAGAUGCUGAAGAACAAUUACUUUGUUAUCAGGCUUGCUGAUUGCAUCCAACUGAAAGAGUUCCACAUAUCUAGCUUGAGAAUCCCACGUGGUCUGGAUGCUCCUCAAAGCAAGCCUUUUCAUGCAGCAGAUAAGGCCACCGGACGCAGUAAGCGCCAACCUGCUGAUGGCCCCUUGCCCGGCGCAAGAGCUGUGCAACAAUUGGGUCAUCGAACAACCUACGAUCUGGGGAGCAGUGGCAAGAAGCGGAAAACAGCUGAAGAUGCCUCUCGCCAUCCGAGAAGAGCAGCAGCACAUCCCCGAAACGUCGUCGCAGCCUCCAACCUGAACGGCGGCAUGACCGACAGCUACCUGCAGAGCGCUUCACAGGCCAUAGAAGACGUCGAAUGCUCGGUGGCCAGCUGCAGCGUGAAUGACCUGUACCGCCUAGGCAAUGGCGGCAAUGCUAAGCGGCGCCCCGCCGCGGCAGGGUGCCUCCCUGACGACGCCAUGUCCGCGUGUCCGUGCACGCCCGGGGCCAGGGAGGGGGACGAGGAGGAGGAGGCCGCGGCGGGCGUGCAUGGGCUGGAGCUGGAGGCGUACCGGUCGACGAUGCGGGCGCUGUACGCGUCGGGGCCACUGACGUGGGAGCAGGAGGCGCUGCUGACGAACCUGCGCCUGUCGCUCAACAUCUCCAACGAGGAGCAUCUGCUCCAGCUCAGGCGCCUACUGUCCUCGUGAUCGUUGGCACUUGGCAUUGUCAGCCACCCUUCUGGUCCCUGGCCUUCUCCGUCGUCUCCAGCGUCGUCGGCCAUGGCCAUGCACGUCGGCUUCGCCGGCCGAGCGCCGUCCUGUGCGGCGAGCCUCUUGCUUUUACUGUUCUUGCUAUUACAGUACAUGGUUCUCCACCGUCUUUGUCUAGUCCAGGUAGAAAGAAUCCUAUGUUUACCAGUGUCGACUCCGAUACGGAUGUAUACAGGGGACUCAGAGAGAGACGCCUGCAUCUUUGUCAUGCCUUGUGUAUCCUUGAUAUAUUCUUUGCUUGUAAAUGCAAACAUAUUUACAAGUUUUUCUUUGAGGGACCAUAUUUACAGGUUCUUAAUUUACUUGUGAUUUACUGUC
This is a messenger RNA of Sorghum bicolor (sorghum), 2571 nucleotides long. RefSeq lists its product as uncharacterized. The coding region runs from base 1267 to 2190 and encodes 307 amino acids. The record is from RefSeq and is a predicted model, not a curated record. Gene Ontology annotation, biological process: defense response to fungus. The transcript is spliced from 3 exons. Gene Ontology annotation, cellular component: nucleus. NCBI's taxonomy places the organism in Eukaryota, Viridiplantae, Streptophyta, Magnoliopsida, Poales, Poaceae.